GUUUAAAAUUCGUGUUGAGGGUUCACAAAAAACAUUUAAAUGUUAGGCUCUCUAGUAUUAGACGAUGGAACCACAUACAAGGGCACCAUAUUUGGUUCCCCCAAAUCAAUAUCUGGUGAAAUUGUGUUCCAGACGGGUAUGGUGGGGUACCCGGAAUCGUUGACCGACCCAUCGUACCACGCCCAGAUUUUAGUCCUCACGUACCCCCUCGUCGGCAACUACGGCAUCGCUUCCGACGAAUCCGACGACAACGGAAUCGAGAAGAGAUUCGAGUCGCAUCGGGUGUGGGCCGCCGCCCUGGUGGUGGGGGAGUUGAGCGAUCAGCACCACCACUGGAGCAGCUGCCAGUCCCUCUCCGAUUGGCUGAGCGAAAACGGGAUUCCCGGAAUACAGGGCAUCGAUACUAGAGACCUCACAAAAAGAAUACGCAGCAAACAAAAUGGAUGUUUGGCAAAGAUAAUAAUUGACGGAACAUUGACUGAAAGCAUUCCUUUUGUGGAUCCAAAUGUUAGAAAUCUAGUUGCUGAAGUGUCUACACAGAAACCAAGGACCUUCAACAAGGAUGGCUUCCCGAAAGUGCUGUUUGUGGACUGUGGCAUGAAGAACAACCAACUGCGCUGCCUCAUCCAGAGGGGGGCUUCUGUCCACGUGGUGCCCUGGAAUCACCCCCUUCAGAUGGAUGGUUACCACGGCUUGUUCCUGAGCAACGGGCCCGGGAAUCCCGCCCUCUGCCAAGAAACGAUCCUGAACGUGAGAAAACUUCUCAAGCCCGGGGCUAAACCCAUUUUUGGAAUUUGCUUGGGUCACCAGCUGCUCUCGCUUGCCUCUGGUGCUGCCACCUACAAGAUGGAAUAUGGAAAUCGGGGUCACAACCAGCCCUGUAUCCUCUUGGACACGAAGCACUGCUGCAUCACAUCACAAAACCACGGUUUUGCCGUGGAUUCAAAGUCUUUGUCCGAAGACUGGCUCCCUUUGUUCACUAAUGCCAACGACCAUACGAAUGAAGGGAUAUUUCACAAAACUUUGCCGUUUUUCAGCGUACAGUUUCAUCCGGAGCAUUGCGCCGGGCCUCAAGAUCUGGAGUUCCUGUUCGAUUUGUUCAUCGGGCUGAUGGUUGACCAGAACAACAACAUUCAGGGGUGCCGCAUCGACGAGAGAAUCGAGUCCUUCUUCGCGAAACAAUCUCCGGCGAUAUCCGCUUACGAUCCGUUCCUCUGCGACUCGAAGCAGGAGAGGAGCAGAGAUGCCGCCAAGAAGAGGAAGGUGGUCAUCCUUGGAUCGGGAGGACUGUCCAUCGGCCAGGCGGGAGAGUUCGACUACUCCGGUUCGCAGGCAAUCAAAGCUUUGAAGGAAGAGGGCAUCAUCAGCGUGCUCAUCAAUCCAAACAUCGCCACAGUCCAAACGUCUCCGGGCCUCGCAGACAAAGUCUACUUCCUCCCGAUCACCACACACUACGUUACGGAAGUCAUCAAAUCGGAGAGGCCGGAUGGAAUCUUACUGACUUUCGGUGGCCAAACGGCCCUGAACUGCGGAGUGGAGCUCCAAUCCAAGAAGGUUUUCGAGAAAUACGGGGUCAAGGUGCUGGGGACCCCCAUUCCUUCCAUCGUCAACACCGAAGAUCGAAAGCGCUUCAACGAGGAGCUGAUUAAAAUCGGAGAAAAAGUCGUCCCAAACGCUGCAGCCUACAAAGUUGAAGAGGCCGUGGAAGCGGCGAAGAAAAUAGGCUAUCCCGUAUUGGUUAGGUCUGCCUAUGCCCUGGGCGGCCUGGGCUCGGGAUUCGCCCACUCGGAAGAGGAGCUGCGUGCCCUGGUCAUGCAGGCCCUGGCCUGCUCUCCCCAGGUCCUCAUCGACAAGUCCCUCAAGGGCUGGAAGGAAGUCGAGUACGAAGUCGUCAGGGAUGCGUACGACAACUGCAUUACCGUUUGUAAUAUGGAAAACGUGGAUCCGUUGGGCAUCCAUACGGGAGAAUCUAUCGUCGUAGCCCCCAGCCAAACGCUCACCAACGCAGAGUACAACAAGCUUCGUACGACGGCUAUCAAAGUCGUACGACAUUUCGGAAUCGUCGGGGAAUGCAACAUCCAGUACGCUCUGAACCCAGAUCUACAGGAGUAUUACAUAGUGGAAGUGAAUGCCCGCCUCUCCAGGAGCUCUGCACUGGCCAGCAAGGCCACAGGCUACCCCCUGGCCUUCUUUGCCGCCAAGUUGGCCCUGGGCAAGUCCCUGCUCGACCUCCAAAACUCCGUGACCUUGACCACCGCCUGCUUCGAGCCCAGUCUGGAUUACUGCGUCGUGAAAAUCCCCCGCUGGGAUUUGGGGAAGUUCCCCCACGUCAGCACCAAGAUUGGCAGCUCCAUGAAGAGCGUGGGCGAAGUGAUGGCCAUUGGACGUAAAUUCGAAGAGGCCUUCCAGAAGGCUCUAAGGAUGGUGGACGAGAGUGUCGUCGGGUUCGAUCCUUACAUCAAGGACGUCAAUGACGACGAACUCAAGCAUCCCACAGACAAGAGAAUCUUCAUCAUCGCAGCAGCCCUGAAGAACGGCUAUUCUGUAGAAAAAUUGCACAAAUUGACGGACAUCGAUUCGUGGUUCUUGCACAAGUUCAAGAAUAUUAUAGACUUCCAUACACAUCUUGAAAAUUUGAGGCCACAAGUCCAGCUGAGUGAUAUUUCUCUUUUGAGCCGUGACGUCGUCUUAAAGGCAAAACAGAUGGGAUUUUCUGACAAGCAUAUAGCAAGCUGCGUGAAAAGCUCGGAGUAUGUGAUCAGGAAGCACAGAGAGAACGUCCUCGGGAUCAAGCCAAUCAUCAAGCAGAUAGACACCGUGGCCGCCGAAUGGCCGGCCACCAUGAACUACCUCUACCUCACCUACAACGGAGUCUCCCACGACAUCGAGUUCCCCGGCGGAGCAGUCAUGGUCCUGGGCUCCGGAGUCUACAGGAUCGGCAGCUCCGUGGAGUUCGACUGGUGCGCCGUCAACUGCGUGGAGGAGUUGCGGAAGAUGAAUAAAAAAACGAUCAUGGUGAACUACAAUCCGGAGACAGUCAGCACUGACUAUGACAAGUGUGAUAGACUGUAUUUUGAUGAAAUUUCAUUUGAGACUGUGAUGGACAUCUACAACAUUGAAAAUCCCGAGGGCAUCAUUUUGAGUAUGGGUGGCCAAUUGCCCAACAACAUAGCCAUGGAUCUGUGGUUGCACAAGGCCAAAAUAUUGGGAACUUCUCCCGAGUCCAUCGACAAUGCAGAGAACAGAUUCAAAUUUUCCAGGAUGUUGGACAAUAUUCAUAUUUCUCAACCGCAGUGGAAGGAACUGACCACCUUGGAGACGGCCAAAGAGUUCUGCGAGCAAGUGGGCUACCCUUGCCUUGUCCGUCCGUCUUACGUCCUGAGUGGAGCAGCCAUGAACGUCGCCUAUUCUCAUCAGGAUCUGGAGACUUACCUGAACGAAGCCACGGCCGUUGGUACCGUGGUGGUCAUAUCCAAGUUCGUUAUGGAUGCAAAAGAAAUCGAUGUGGAUGCGGUGGCCUAUAAUGGGGAGCUGGUGUGCAUGGCUGUCUCGGAACAUGUGGAAAACGCAGGUGUGCACUCUGGCGAUGCCACUCUGGUCACCCCCCCUCAAGACCUGAACGAAGAAACUCUGGACAAGAUUCGCUGCAUCUGCUUCGCCAUUGGCAUGGCCCUGGAAGCAAAUGGACCUUUCAACAUCCAGCUCAUUGCUAAAGAUAAUCAGCUGAAAGUGAUCGAGUGUAACCUGAGAGUGUCUCGUUCCUUUCCCUUCGUGUCCAAAACCCUGAACUGCGACUUUGUCGCUCUGGCGACUCGAGUGAUAAUGGGUAUCAAACCGGAACCCAUGGAAGUGCUGAGUUGUGGGAGAGUUGGAGUUAAAGUUCCCCAGUUCUCCUUCUCCCGAUUGGACGGGGCCGAUGUGACCCUGGGGGUGGAGAUGGCCAGCACGGGAGAAGUGGCCUGCUUCGGAGAGAACGUCUACGAAGCCUACCUGAAGGCCCUCGUCAGCACUGGCUUCCACAUCCCCAAGAAGGCUGUCCUGCUAUCCAUCGGCAGCUACAAGCAUAAACAAGAGCUGUUACCGUACGUUCAAAUCUUGAAAAAGAUGCCUCUGAAAUUAUAUGCCAGCACAGGAACCGCAGAUUAUUAUUCUACAAAGGGAAUACCGAUCGAGCCAGUGGAAUGGCCCUACGACAACAAGGGGGAGAGCAAGGGCCACCUGAAGAACAUCACGGACUACUUGGCCCAGAAGGAGUUCGAUGUGGUCAUCAACCUUCCCAUGCACAGCGGGGGAUAUGCCAGAGCUUCCCACGGAUAUCAGACGCGUAGGAUGGCAGUCAACUACGCCAUACCCCUCAUCACAGACGUCAAGUGCGCCAAGCUACUCAUCGAGUCGCUGUACAGGAUAAGGGGAGAGCCCCCGGUGAAGCCCUACAUCGACUGCCUGACCGCCAGUCGCAUGGUGACCCUGCCGGGGUUAAUAGACGUGCACGUGCACAUGAGAGACCCCGGCGCCACACACAAGGAGGACUUUGCUUCCGGCACUGCCGCGGCACUGGCGGGGGGCGUGACACUGGUGUGUGUCAUGCCCAACACCAACCCCCCCGUGACCGACAAGGAUUCGUUCAAUCUCGCACUACAGAAAGCGAAAGCUGGAGCCAGGUGUGAUUAUGCCCUGUUUGCUGGAGCUACUCCCGACAAUGCAGAGUCCCUACAGAGCAUCUUCUCGUCCAUCGUAGGCCUCAAGAUGUACCUCAACCCCACCUAUGGACCCCUUCAGUUGCAUUCCCUGGAGGACUGGAAGCAGCAUUUCGAAAGAUGUCCCCACGACAUACCUCUCUGCGUUCACGCCGAAGGAUCAACUGCGGCCAAAGCGAUUUUGCUGUCAGUGUUCACACAUCGAUCCAUCCACAUCUGUCACGUUGCCACCAAAGAUGAGAUCCUGCUGAUAAAGGAGGCGAAGGAGAAGGGCAUUCCGAUCACCUGUGAAGUGUGCCCGCACCACCUGUUUCUGAGUUCCGAGGAUUUGCCCGGCCUGGGGAAUUCCAAGGGCCAAGUGCGGCCCUCGCUGGGUUCGUUGGAGGAUCAAAAGGCACUCUGGGAUAACAUCCAUAUCAUCGAUUGCUUCGCCACAGAUCAUGCACCCCACACCCUUUCGGAGAAAACGACUUCCGAUGCACCUCCCGGAUUUCCAGGUCUGGAAACGAUGUUGCCUCUCCUGCUCACUGCUGUCAACGAUGGAAAACUGACUUUGAAGGACCUGGAGGACAAGUUGUACCACAACCCGAAGAGGAUCUUCAACCUCCCGGACCAGAAGGACACCUACGUCGAGAUCGACCUCGACGAAGAGUGGGAGAUCGCCGAAAAGACGUCGUUCAGCAAGGCAGGCUGGACGCCCUUCGCGGGUCGCAAGGUCAAGGGCAGAGUGAGGCGCGUCGUGCUCAGGGGGGAAAUGGCCUUUGUCGACGGACAGAUUCUGGUGGAACCGGGUUUCGGUCAGAACAUCAUCGGCGUCAGAUCCGAAAUGGAUUCGAAGUCUCGAUCGCCCCUACACAUCAGAAGUAUUUCUCCCGCCAUACCACCUGUGCCUUCCGCUUUGCUGUCCCCUGCUGGUGGUAGGAUGACACCAAACCUGUAUAGUACAGACGCUAUGGGAUCCAGUCAAGAUCCAGGCAUGCCUACAGAUAUGCGUGCUUCCCAGUCCUUGCAAAACAUGAUGAACGAAGUGGCCAAGCAGCUGAUCCUGGACGUGGAAGAGCCGGCCAUAAUACCGAAGCACAAAUUGCCCGACCCUCACCUGGACCUCAAGCUGCCCCUCUUCUACGAGCCGAAGCAGAGACACCUGGAGGCGGAACCCAAGAUCCAGGAGCCGGUUUCGACCAAGCACAAGUCGGUCGACUCCUUCGCGGAACCGAAGUCUCUGGUCGUGGUCGAACCGCCGGUUUUGACCAAGCACAGGUCGGUCGAUCCCCAUUCGGACUCGAGGGCUCCUCUCUCGUAUGUACCGGGUGGGUCCACUUCGGCUUUCCAGGGGUUCCCUCAGUUGGUCAAUGAGUUGAGGGGGAAGCAUGUGCUGAAGGUGGAUAUGUUUACAAGAAAUCAAUUGCAUCGUUUGUUUGAGCUGGCAAAGACUUACAAGAGUUACGUGAAGAAAGGCGUGAGCCUCAGUACAUUAAAGGGCAAGGUGAUGACGAAUGUGUUCUACGAAGUGAGCACACGCACCAGGGUUUCUUUCGAGGUGGCCAUGCUGAGACUGGGGGGCACUGUGGUCAAUGUGACCGAAAGCUUCUCAUCCAUCAAGAAGGGAGAAUCGCUCGAAGAUACAAUAGCCGUGUUAUCCAGUUACUGCGAUGUCAUUGUUUUGAGACACCCCGAGCAUGGUGCAGCGCAGCGAGCUGCCUUCAUCUCUUCCAAGCCCGUCCUGAAUGGGGGGGAUGGGACGGGGGAGCACCCCACUCAGGCCCUCCUGGACGUCUUCACCAUCCGAGAAGAGCUGGGGACUGUCAACGGAUUGACCAUUACUUUUGUGGGGGACCUGAAGCAUGGACGUACUGCGCACUCUCUGGCUUGCCUGCUGACCAACUACGAGAAGCUGAGCCUGCACUACGUGUCUCCCGAAGGUCUGGAAAUGCCCGAUAGCGUGAAACGCUACGUUCAGUCCAAGGGCAUUCCCCAGAAAGAGCACAGCAGCCUGGAAAAGGUUUUGCCCGAAACCGAUGUCCUGUACAUGACGCGAAUCCAGCGAGAGAGGUUCCAGAAUGAAGCGGAUUACAAAAAGGCAUGUGGGCAUUUUGUGGUAACGACUGCGCUGAUGACGAAUGCCAAGAAGAAGAUGAUUGUCAUGCAUCCCCUGCCCAGAGUGGACGAAAUCAGUGCUGACUUUGACCGCGACCCUCGAGCAGUCUACUUCAGGCAAGCAGAGUACGGAGAAUACGUGAGAAUGGCACUUCUGGCUUCCGUUUUAGGACACUGAAACUAACGGACUCCUGUUGUCCGUCUAUGUCGAACAAUUUUACGUGGACUUUUACUGGGUGUGAACCCUGGCAUUGGAAUAAAACAUUCGUGCCUGAAACAUUUUAUCUA
Molecule: messenger RNA, 7082 nt
Organism: Uloborus diversus
Lineage: Eukaryota; Metazoa; Arthropoda; Arachnida; Araneae; Uloboridae
Gene: rudimentary
Product: CAD protein-like
Exons: 46
Coding region: 40-6972 (2310 amino acids)
Biological process (GO): 'de novo' pyrimidine nucleobase biosynthetic process; L-arginine biosynthetic process; L-glutamine metabolic process
Cellular component (GO): cytoplasm; carbamoyl-phosphate synthase complex
Molecular function (GO): amino acid binding; hydrolase activity, acting on carbon-nitrogen (but not peptide) bonds, in cyclic amides; ATP binding
Source: RefSeq, a predicted model, not a curated record